AUGUCUACGGAUAGUUUUGCACCUUUGCGUAGUCCUGGAGAAGGACCCGUAGCCGUCGAGGCUAAUGACUCCAGAGACCUUACAAAAAAUGACAACAAAUUGCGGUGCGGUUGGGGCUAUUUUAGACCUGCGGCCCUCCAGAGGUUUACCACUGCCAAAUGGGCACUUUUCUGGCUGUGCUGUGCUUCGACAAUGCAAGGAAUGAUCGUUAACGGUUUCGUAAACGUGGUAAUAACGACAAUAGAGCGCCGUUUUGGUCUACGAUCGAAACAAACCGGACUGGUGGCUGGUGGUUACGAUAUGGCGUCUUUCCUUUGCCUGGUACCAGUCACUUACCUAGGAGGUCGCGCCAUGGCUUCAAAGCCGCGAUGGCUGGGCCUGGGUGUUCUACUGCUCGGAGCAGGCGCCCUGUGCUUUUCGUUGCCACACUUUUUGGUUGGACCAGCAAGGGCUGAAGGGAAAACGGUGCCGCUAUGCAAUAACUUUACUCAAGAAAUCAAUUUAGGACUUAUGCAGGAUACGAAUUGUCAGGCAUUGACGUUUCAAGACAAUCAACAAGUACCUAUAGUUGCAGAAGAGGCAAAUGUUUGGUGGCUAUUCUUCGUAGCACAGCUUUUACAUGGGGCUGGUAGUGCUCCUCUUUUUACGCUGGGAGUCACUUUCAUAGAUGAAAAUGUUUCCAAAAAAAUGUCAAGCGUUUACCUAGGAAUUUACUAUACGAUGUCGAUUAUUGGACCAGCCGUGGGAUAUGUUCUUGGAGGGCAAUUCUUGCAGAUUUAUGCUGAUACUUUAACGAUUGAUCCAUCCACAAUUGGCUUAACACCACAGAGUAAUGUAUGGAUCGGUGCCUGGUGGAUUGGCUUUAUCUUUGGGGCCAUAAUAUGUUUUCUUCUGGCAUUGCCUAUAAUAGCUUAUCCUUCAUCACUUCCAGGAUCGGAAGAGCUGCGCAACGCCCGAGUGUCAGAGGCCCACGCGCGUACUGGCGAUUCGAAGGAAGGAUUCGGACGGAUACGCGAGCUUCCGAGAGCUUUAAUGGAGCUUGUGCGCAAUCCAGCUUUUUCAUUCCUCAACUUGGCUGGCGCAUCGGAGGGACUGUUAAUUGCUGGUUUUGCUGCAUUUUUGCCCAAAUUAAUUGAAUUUCAAUUCAGCGUUACACCGACACGAGCUGCGUUAUUGAUGGGAUUAAUAACAGUUCCAGCAGGCGGAGGUGGUACUUUUCUGGGCGGAUAUUUGGUCAAACGAUUUUCUUUAUCUUGUAGUGGAAUUAUCAAACUCUGUGUGGUCGCAACUGCUGCAGGAAUAUUGUUCACCUUCUGUUUCUUACUGAAUUGCCCAAAUCAACCGUUUGCUGGUGUUACAGUUCCGUAUUCAUCUUCCUUAACAAGCGUGCCCUUGUCCCUGUCGGAUUCAUGUAAUUCAGGCUGCGAUUGUUCCAGAGCCGAUUUUGACCCGAUAUGUGGAUUCGAUCAAGUGAUGUAUUACUCGCCUUGUCAUGCCGGCUGCACCCAAGAAGAUUCCCAUGGUAACAUCAAGGUAUAUUCCCAAUGCCGUUGCAUAAAUUCAGAAAAUAGAAAGGUAUGGAAGCAAGACGAUGAAUCGAAAGAAUAUGAUGCCGCCAAUGUAACUUGUGAUUCAACUUGCCCCCAUUUACCACUAUUUGUGGGCCUGAUGGUCUUUGUAAUGUUUUUCACAUUUUUGUCUACAAUGCCAGCCUUGUCAGCAACUUUGCGAUGUGUGAGAGACGAACAAAGAUCGUUUGCAUUGGGAAUUCAAUGGAUAGUAGUACGUCUGUUAGGAACCAUACCAGCCCCAAUGCUUUUUGGAGCACUCAUCGAUGAAAGUUGCAUACUAUGGCAAGGAGACUGCGACUCCGGUGGGGCUUGUCUUGUUUAUGAUAAUAAAAAUAUGAGCAGGUAUAUGGUUGGAGCAGCAUUCAUAGGAAAAGCUUGCUCGUUGAUAUUUUUCUUUGCUGCUUGGUGGUUUUACAUUCCACCAAAAGCAAUAAAGCCCCAAGCACAAAAAUGA
Messenger RNA from Ctenocephalides felis (cat flea), 2025 nucleotides. RefSeq names its product solute carrier organic anion transporter family member 4A1 (gene Oatp26F). Gene Ontology annotation, biological process: sodium-independent organic anion transport; transmembrane transport. The transcript has 11 exons. Bases 1 to 2025 code for a protein of 674 amino acids. Gene Ontology annotation, molecular function: protein binding. The record is from RefSeq and is a predicted model, not a curated record. Gene Ontology annotation, cellular component: membrane. NCBI's taxonomy places the organism in Eukaryota, Metazoa, Arthropoda, Insecta, Siphonaptera, Pulicidae.